AUAUCCACAUACGAAUGACGUAUCCGAUUUACAGCAAAAAAUGGUGACGUUACCACACUUUUCACAUACGUGUACACAUCACCGUGCGUUUGGGACAAAGUGGGGAAGUGGACAUCGUGGUUUUGCGUGAAAAGUUUGAUCCUUUCUGAGCUGUUUCAGUUAGAGUUUCUGACUUCUGUAGCGCCACAGGACAGAAAAGUGCAGGUCAUCAGAAGAUGUCUGACAGUGAAGGGAGCAACUUCUCAGACGAUGGCAGCUUUGUCGCCAGCGACGAGGAUGCUGCAAGCGACAUUGGCAGUGACCUCGGGAGCCCCGGGGGCAGUGGAGGAGGCAGUGGAGGUGAAGACGACUCAAAAGAUGUUGACACAAGAAGGAAGAAUGUGGUGGAGGAAGAGGAGGAUGAGGUAGAGGAUGAGGAAGACGAUUACGAGGAUGAGGAAGAAGAUGAAGACUACGGAGUAGGACAGAAAAAGAAAAAGAAGCCCAGAUAUGGUGGAUUUAUCCUAGACGAGGCCGAUGUUGAUGAUGAUGAUAUUGAGGAGGAGGAGGAUUGGGAGGAGGGUGCUCAGGACCUGAUCGAGAAGAGUUCUGUCAUCGGUGACUCCGACCAGGAGCGGAGUGGCGCACAGCGACUGGCCAACCUGUGGAGAGACCGAGAAGCAGAUGAGCUGGGUGAAUACUACAUGAGAAAGUAUGCCAGCUCGAGCAGCAGAGAUGAAACUGGAGGAGAGUAUGAAUUGUCUGAUGACAUCACACAACAAGGCUUGCUACCUGGAGUCAAAGAUCCAAACCUGUGGACUGUCAAGUGCAGGAUAGGAGAGGAGAAACAGACAGCCAUCAUGAUGAUGAGGAAGUUCAUUGCUCUGCAGUACUCAGAUGAACCCCUGCAGAUCAAGUCCAUUGUUGCUAAGGAGGGUCUGAAGGGGUAUGUGUACGUGGAGUCCUUCAAACAGACCCACGUGAAGGCGGCCAUCACAGGGGUGGGGAACCUGCGCAUGGGGCUGUGGCAACAACAGAUGGUCCCCAUCAAGGAGAUGACAGAUGUCCUAAAGGUGGUAAAAGAAACAGUCGCGCUCAAGCCCAAGUCGUGGGUGCGGCUGAAGCGAGGUGUGUACAAGGAUGACCUGGCACAGGUGGACUAUGUCGAGCCCAGCAUGAACUCUGUUCACCUCAAACUCAUCCCUCGUGUGGACUACACCAAGCUGAGGGGUGUACAGAAGGCCUCACAGGACCAGGGGGAGAAGAGGAAAAAGUUCCGCCGACCACCACAGAAACUGUUUGACGUCGACGCCAUCAGAGCGAUCGGAGGUGAGGUGACUUCAGACGGAGACUUCCUGAUCUUCGAGGGGAACCGUUACAGCCGCAAGGGCUUCCUCUUCAAGACUUUUGUCAUGUCAGCAAUCAUCACAGAAGGAGUAAAACCCACCCUGUCAGAGUUGGAGAAGUUUGAAGACCAGCCAGAGGGGAUGGACAUAGAGUUGGUACCUGAGUCCAGAGGUAAGGUUGACAAGCAGCACAGCCUGGCACCUGGUGACAUCGUGGAGGUCGCAGAGGGAGAACUCAUCCACCUGCAGGGCAAGGUCAUGACUGUGGAUGGCAACAAGGUCACCAUCAUGCCGAAACACGAGGACCUCAAGGAACCUUUGGAGUUCCCUUCCCAUGAGUUGAGGAAGCACUUCAACAUGGGCGACCACGUGAAGGUGAUCGCAGGCCGGUACGAGGGGGACACGGGUCUGAUUGUCCGUGUGGAGGACCACUAUGUCGUGCUGUUCUCUGACCUGACUAUGCAUGAGUUGAAAGUGCGGCCCCAGGACCUGCAAUUGUGUACAGAGAUGAGCUCAGGAGUGGACUCCAUGGGACAGUUCCAGUUUGGAGAUCUAGUCAUGCUUGAUCCACAGACAGUAGGCAUCAUUGUAAGACUAGAGAGGGAGUCGUUCUCAGUGCUCAAUAUGCAUGGCAAGGUGGUUAAUGUUAAACAGAACGCAGUCACACAGAAGAAAAACACGAGGAAUGCAGUUGCCCUUGAUGCUGAACAGAACAACAUCCAAGUCAGAGACAUUGUCAAGGUCAUAGAUGGACAACACUCGGGCCGGCAAGGUGAGGUGAAGCACCUGUACCGUAGCUAUGCCUUCCUGUACUCCAAGAUGAUGACAGACAAUGGCGGCAUGUUUGUGGUGCGCUCCAGACACGUGGUGCUCGCCGGAGGGUCAAGGCCCAGUAACACAACCACAGUGAUGGGAGGAUUUGCCCCGAUGUCCCCUCGACUGUCCAGUCCACAACACCCCAGCAGUGGUGGGGGAGACAGAGGAGGGGGUGGAGGUGGUCAGGGCAGGGGGAGGGGGAGGGCCAGGAGAGACAUGGAGCUCAUCGGGCAGACUGUCAGGAUCUGUCAGGGGCCUUACAAGGGCUAUAUCGGUAUGGUGAAGGAUGCUACAGAGUCCACAGCAAGGGUGGAACUGCACUCCAGCUGUAAAACUAUCUCUGUAGACAGGUCCAGACUCAACCCUGUAGGGGGUCCAACCAGAGGUGGUGCCAGUACGUCGUAUGGUAGAACUCCGAUGUACGGAUCGCAGACCCCGAUGUAUGGCGCCGGGUCCCGUACACCCAUGUAUGGUUCACAGACACCUCAGUACGAAGGAGGCAGAACCCCCCACUAUGGGUCCCAGACCCCGCUGCAUGACGAUGGUAGCCGCACCCCAGGCAGAACGGGAGCGUGGGACCCCACCAAUCCAAACACACCCUCUAGGCCUGAUGAUUUUGAUUACCGUUUUGACGACGCCACUCCGUCACCGCAAGGCUACGGAGCCGCCACGCCAAACCCGGCCACCCCAGGGUACGUGUCAGCAGACUCUCCCGCGGACCACUCCGGACCCUUCACGCCACAGACGCCCGGAACAGCGGGCAUGUACGGGAGCGAGACAACGUAUUCACCGUACCAACCCACGCCAUCUCCACAGGGAUCUUACCAAGCCACCCCCAGCCCUGCAGGUUACCAGCCUGCCCCCUCCCCCGCCGGCUACCAAGCCACACCCUCCCCCGCUGGCUACCAGGCAACGCCCUCCCCAGCAGGGUACCAGGCCACCCCCUCGCCCCUGGGGUUCAGUCCCAUGACCCCGGGGGCCCCCUCCCCAGGGGGUUUCAACCCCCAGACCCCAGGGGCUAGCCUGGACCAGGGAGGUACUGAUUGGCAGACAGUGGACAUCACCGUGCGAAUCCGCGAGACCCAUGAAGACCCCGACCUCAUCCACCAGAGAGGAGUUAUCCGUAGCCAAUCGGGUGGUAUGUGCUCCGUAUACCUGUCUGAAGCAGACAAGAUGGUGAACGUGAUGGGAGAACACCUGGAACCAGAAGCACCUGCCAAGAACGACAAGGUGAAGGUGAUCUUGGGAGAGGACCGAGAAGCGACGGGAACUCUCAUCAAUAUCGACGGGCAGGACGGGAUCGUGCGCAUGGACCUGGACGCGCAGCUCAAGAUUCUACAGCUGAGAUUUCUGGGAAAACUCGGACAGAAGGACUAGUAGUCGUGUUGUGAGCUGGACAGUGGGAUCUUCGAAAGCAAAGACUUUUUUCGGGCGUGCAGCAUAGUUUCUUAAGACGUGUAGAAAGAGAGAGAUGUUAGAAGGCGUCAUGUAGAUCUAGCUUAGAUACCUGGGAUAUGUCAGGACAAGAUGUCAGAGGUACCAAGACAAGGUGAAGAAAAAGAGCCUGUAUCAAUGCAUGGAUUCAAGAUUGUUCUAAACAAAACUUCUUGUUUGGGUGCCAGUCUUUUUAGCUUUGUUCAGCUCUCUCUGUCGCUUCUGUAGUAGGUGACGAGAAAGAACUCUGCGAAGCAACCAAGAGAAAGGUACUGGCACCCAGGCUAGCAGACAUCUCCAUAGAGAACAUAGGAUAUCUGAAUGUUACUGUCAAAGGUGAAAAGGUUUCCAUUACCAAAUAUAAUAUGAGAAUAUACUGUACAACACAGGAAAGAGAGAUGUGCCAGUUGUGUUGACAUGGCAGACACUUUCUUCUGUUACAUAUUUAACUCCACUAGUGAGUGUCUACUAUUCUCCAAGUAGAUAUAUGACUUUGGCUUGUUUUAUCUUUUUCCUGCCACUCCUGGUACACUUUUUAUUUGCUACACUUUUAUUUCAAGAAUGCCACCACUUGAAAAAGAUGCAAAAAUAUGCAAGAGCUGUAUAUCUGCUUGGAGAGUAUACAUUUAGAUGGACACCCACUCUGUAGUGUAGAUUUUCACAUUCCUACAUAGAUAGGAAGAUAUACCAGGAAGGCAUUUAGGGGGGCAUAGAAGGAAAAUAGGUGCCAGAAAAUUGUAAAUUGAUACUUUAUAGUUGAAAUAAUAUAGAAAAGGACUCAAGCAGAUAAAAGCCUGAAUAAAUCUCGCUUAUAGCAGCCCGUCCAACAUCAGUUACAGCCCCAGACAGCGGAGUUUGUGUUACACAGACUACAUUUGGUCUGUUGCCUUCUAAAAAAUUCUCCAACAUCCUUCCUGGUACAUCUACACAGUACUUCCAUUCUGUCAUCUUUUGAUGGUUGCUGAAAUAUAAGACUCACCCACAUCAUGUACUGAUAUGAUCUAAUACUAUGGUGUCAUCGAUGUAAUAAAUAUCUACUGUCCACAGUCUGCAUUCAUUUAAAAAAGCAAGGAAGUUGGCCAAUGUAGUACAAACCAGUCAUAGCCAGAGGAAACUUUUCAGCUUGAACAUCUUACCACACCCAUAAAUUAUCCUCCUUCAUCUGUAAAAUGCUAGUAUUAUAUUGCAGUAUAAACUUCUAAAGGACAGAAAAGGAAGUUUUCUGACAAGUGAUAAAUCAAGGUGACAGGUCGAGAGAUUGUAGGAGAAGUAGACGUUACCUUGUGCCAUGUAACAUGAUAUGUCCGCCAUUGACCCUUGUUAUGGUAUACUUUGUGUACUUGAUAUGGUAUACAGGUAGGAGAUUUCUGGUAAAUAAGUACCAAAACUGGC
This is a messenger RNA of Branchiostoma floridae (Florida lancelet), 4967 nucleotides long. RefSeq names its product transcription elongation factor SPT5-like. Gene Ontology annotation, biological process: regulation of transcription by RNA polymerase II; transcription elongation by RNA polymerase II; regulation of DNA-templated transcription elongation. The transcript is spliced from 29 exons. The coding region runs from base 216 to 3518 and encodes 1100 amino acids. Lineage: Eukaryota; Metazoa; Chordata; Leptocardii; Amphioxiformes; Branchiostomatidae. Gene Ontology annotation, molecular function: protein binding; mRNA binding. Gene Ontology annotation, cellular component: DSIF complex. The record is from RefSeq and is a predicted model, not a curated record.